CUCAUGGUCAGUCAGUCAUGGGUCUUUCUGGAAUUCAGACGUGGGCUUGGACACUGUUAGUUUGUCUUAGCUGGAUGUUUGUUGGUCGAGCGGUGGCAGGACCCCACUUCAUGGUGGCCAUUCCUGCAGUUGUUGAAGCUGGAGCGGAGACCAGAUUCUGUGCGAGUGUUCUGAAGGCCACUGAGUCUCUGGUCAUGAACAUUACUCUGAUCUCCCAAGAGAAGGAGACAGUCCUCUUCCAGAAGACAUCCAGCACAGAAUUUCAUACAUGUGCUCAGUUUCAGGCUCCUUCAGUGCAGAAUAAUGAGGUGCAGAAUUUCAAGGUAGAGGUACGAGGUGGCACAUUUCACUUGGAAGAAGUCAGAAAAGUCCUGAUUAAAGUCUACCGGCCAAUUACAUUCAUCCAGACAGAUAAACCAUUCUACCUUCCUGGACAAACAGUGCAUUUCAGGGUCAUUUCAUUGGACACUAAGUUCAGACCUGCUGAUGAGCUGUAUGACAUCAUUGAAAUUCAGGAUGCUAAUUCCAACCGCAUUGGGCAGUGGUUGAACACCACAUCCAAAGGUAAAAUAUUGCAACUAUCUUUCUCCUUGAACUCUGAGGCCCAGAGAGGAAUCUACAGAAUUGGUGUGUGGAUUAAUGGAAACAAAAUAUAUCAAGACUUCAAGGUGGACAAAUAUGUUUUGCCGAAAUUCGAGGUCACAAUAAAUAUGUCUGAUAAAAUAAGCAUUGGACAGGAGGAAAUCAAAGUGAAAGUCUGUGCAAAAUAUACAUAUGGGCAGCCUGUGCCAGGCAGCAUUAAACUUGAGAUGUGUCAACCUCAACAUCUGUGGAGACGUUUUGGCAGUCCACUUGUUCCCCCUUCUAGAGUGACACAUGACAAAACAGCUGCAUGCUACAUGGAGCAAAAGCAGACAGAAAAAAAUGGCUGUUCCACAUUUAGAAUUAAGAUGUCCACUAUCAAAGCUGACCACCCAUGGAUACUUCAGCAUGAACUGCAUCUCAUAGCCAGAGGGGAAGAGGAGGGGACAGGUAUUUCAUACUCUAAAAAGAAAACAGUGAAGAUUUCUUAUGUUAUUGGAAAGCUGUUUUUUAUUGACACACCUAAGGUUUAUGACCGAGGAUCAACUGUUAAUGGAAAAGUUAAAGCAGUUCACUUCAACAAUACACCUAUUGCUGACAAGCUCAUCUAUUUGUUUAACUUCAAAAUGUGGUCAAAUCAGUAUCUACAGAACUUCACAACUGACAAUGAUGGUAUCGCCAGUUUCUCAUUAAACACAGCCAUCCACAAAGGAAGAAUCUUACUAAAAGCCAGUCUCACACAAGGAUGGGAGCCGAUGUAUCAAACUCCCCACUAUGAGGAUGCACUUCACACGUUGUCCCCAGUCCGGCCAUCCUCUUUUCAUUCUAAAUCACCCACAGUCAGCUCUGUUAAAGUGAAGAAUAAAGUGAAACCCCUUCCCUGUAACAAAACAGAGAACAUCUCUAUCAAGUACACAAUCGUAGGACAACCUCAGGGUUUUGUGGAUGUGAUGUAUUUGAUCUUAUCCAGAGGAACCAUUGUCAUGCAAGGACAUAAGAAGGUGGAAGUGCAAAAUGAUUCUGUGAAUGAGGGUGAGGUAUCCUUUACUUUGGAAGUGUCUCCAGAGAUGGCCCCAUAUGUCCAGGUUGUGGCUUACACUGCUCUCUCCAAUGAGAUUGUGAUUGCCCACAGUGCUGACUUCCCCACUGAGAAAUGCUUCAGCCACGAGGUGUCCUUGGAGUUUUCUCCAUCCUCAGCAGUACCAGGAGAAGAAACCACCCUGCAGGUGACGGCCCACCCAGGCUCCCUGUGUGCCGUGAGCGCCAUUGACCGGAGCGUCCUCAUCAGGGAGCCAGGAAAGACUCUGAAUGCAGACAAGAUAUUUCAUUUGUUGCCUGUUCAGAAAGCCUCCAGUAUCCCAGAGGAUAUUGAAGACUCUAUAUCAUGUUUAAGUGUCAGACAAAAAAGAUCUUUACGGAUACAUUAUGAACCUCCCAAGAAAAGUGACGCUUAUGCAGUUUUCAAGCGUUUGGGUCUGAAGAUAGCUACAAAUUUGUUCAUCAGGAUGCCAUUGUGUGUGAACUUCAAGGGAACAGAAUACUACAUUCGUGACCACUCAUCACUGCCUGACUUUGAGAUUGCUGCGUUAUUACAUGGAGGUUCUUCACCUAUAGAGACAAUUCGCACUUUCUUCCCAGAGACUUGGAUAUGGGACCUGGUGAAACUUGGAGAGUCUGGCCAGAAGGAUCUGCCCGUCACUGUCCCAGACACCAUCACCACCUGGGAGACAGAGGCUUUCUGUUUGUCCCCUCUGGGUUUUGGCUUGGCUCCUCAUAAGAUGCUCACUGUCUUCCAGCCUUUCUUCCUCGAGCUCAGCCUGCCUUACUCAGUCAUCCGGGGGGAGCACUUUGAACUGAAGGCAACCAUCUUUAACUACCUGUCUAGCUGCAUCAUGGUAACUGUGAGUCCAGCCUAUUCCUUAGAUUACACCCUCACCCCUCUUUCUGGUGAUGAGUACACAUCAUGUCUAUGUGCCAAUGAACGCAAAACCCUUGGAUGGACCAUGUUUCCCUCAGUCCUAGGUGUUGUGAAUGUGUCUGUGACUGCUGAGGCUGUGGCAUCCCACGCAUCAUGUGACAAUGAUACUGUGAGCGUACCAGUCAGAGGUCGCAUCGAUGUGGUCACACAACCACUCAUAGUAAAGGCUGAGGGAACAGAGAUGACAAAAACUUUUAACUGGCUGCUCUGUCCAAAAGGAGAGGCUUUGACGGAGGAAUUAGAGCUUCAGCUCCCUGACAGUGUAAUUGAUGGAUCUGCCCAUGCUUCGUUCUCAGUGCUGGGUGACAUCCUGGGCCGAGUCCUGAGAAACCUGGAUGGAUUGCUGAAAAUGCCGUAUGGAUGUGGAGAGCAAAACAUGGCACUCUUGGCCCCUAAUAUCUACAUCCUCCAGUACCUGAAGAGCACACAGCAACUGACCACAACCAUCAACGGAAAAGCCACUAACUUCCUGACCAGUGGUUAUCAAAGGCAGAUGAACUAUAAGCACAAUAAUGGUGCUUACAGCACCUUUGGAACAGGAGUUGGGAACACCUGGUUGACUGCUUUUGUGCUGAGAUCCUUUGUCAAAGCACAGUCUUUCAUCUAUAUUGACCCAGCAAAGAUUACAGAGUCUAAGACCUGGCUGGAGAGUAAACAGCAAAAAAAUGGCUGUUUUAAACAGUUGGGAAAACUUUUUAACAACAGAAUGAAGGGUGGUGUAUCAGAUAACGUGACUCUCAGCGCUUACAUCACUGCUGCCUUUUUGGAAACAAACAUGUCAGUAACUCAUCCUGUAGUGCAAAAGAGCCUGUCUUGCCUCAGGGAGUCCAUCAGCAACCUCAGCAACACCUACACCACAGCAUUGCUGGCGUACGUCUUCACCUUGGUCGGAGACACGGAGACCCGAGCUCACCUUCUGCAGCACCUGGACAGGGUUGCCUUACAACAAGGAGGUCUUCUCCACUGGUCUCAAACAGAAACAGAAACAUCUGACUCUCUGUCUGUGGAGAUCAGCUCCUACGUGCUGCUUGCCAAACUCAGUGCCUCACCUACUGCUGAAGACCUGGGCGACGCCGCCCGCAUCGUCCGAUGGCUCACAGGGCAGCAGAACCAUUACGGAGGCUUCUCCUCCACACAGGACACAGUGGUGGCUCUUCAGGCUCUUGCUCUCUACUCCACUCUGGUGUUCAGUCCUGAGGGUUCAAGCACAGUGACAGUCCAGUCUCCCAGCGGCAAGCUCACAUUUGAUGUGAACCAGGACAACAAACUGCUCUACCAGGAGGAGGCGCUGAAAGAUGUGACAGGAAAGCACAGUGUAGAGGUGAAGGGCACUGCGUGUGCCUCCAUGCAGAUUUCUCUCCACUAUAACAUCCCAACUCCUGCCGAUGUCAGCACUUUCUGUGUGGAGGUAAAAGCAGAAGCUAACUGCACCUCUCAGAGGCCUAAACUCACUCUGAAGCUGAAAGCCCUAUACAGUGGAAGGCAGAGCAGUACAAACAUGGUGAUCUUGGAUAUCAAAAUGCUUUCUGGAUUUGUCCCAGACCCAGACUCUUUGAAGAGGCUUCAACGUGCCCCGCUGGUGGAUCGUGUUGAGCAUAAUGAAGAUCAUGUUCUUGUAUACAUACAGGAGUUAAUGAAGGACAACCCUAUCAACCAUAUGUUAGAGUUUGAACAGAGGCUCGGAGUGCAGAAACUGAAACCAGCUGUGGUCAAAAUCUAUGACUACUACCAGCCAAGUGACCAGGCUGAGGUAGAAUACGUAUUCCCUUGUGGCCUAGAUCAGGAAGAUGCAGCACGGAGAUAAUCUGAUCAUGGGCUUCAGUAUCGGUGGAGGGAUAGACCAGGACCCUGGACAGAACCCUUUCUCCGAUGACAAAACUGACAAAGGCAUUUAUGUGACCAGGGUAACACCAGGGGGACCAGCACAUAUCGCAGGCUUGAAAAGGGGAGAUAAAAUAAUGCAGGUGAAUGGCUGGGAUAUGACUUUUGUGACCCACGAUCAGGCUUGUAAAAAACUAACAAAGAAGAAUGAGAACGUGGUGAGGCUACUGGUAAGCAGGAAGUCGUUCAUGGCCAGUUGUCCUAGACAGCAUUAGUGGCACAGCUUAUAUCAGUGCAAAAAAAAUAUAUAACUAGAUCAGUUCUUUUCAUUUUAAUAUCCAAGUCAGUUUUUUUUCUCAUUCUAAUCAGUCUUUGGAUAAGGGUGGUCUUUGUUUUCACACACAUAGUACUGCUUUCAUACGUUUUUAUAGCAUAUUAUAGCAUGUACGUUGCAAAAUAUGUAUUUUUUUUUUUUUAGCUACAAAUACAUUUAUCUGAUUUAUCCUGUUCUUAAAUUAAAUAAAGAAUUCAUAGUGAGAUUAUAACUACUACCAUAAAUUAGUAGUAAUUUUAAGAGUCUUGGUUAAAAACAUAUUUCAGUCUUUUUGUCUGCGUCUAGUCAGUGUUGGUUUUGAUGGUUUUGACGACACAUAGAGAAUGUUUGUUGCUGUUUAGUGUGUCAUUUAUCAUCAGUGUUUCAUCUCAUUUAAAUAAAAGAAUGUUUUGCUGUCAGAAAAAGUCAUUGUAUUGUAUUAAAGCUCCAUUUCAUGUAAUUUCCAUCAGUACAUUAC
Molecule: messenger RNA, 5172 nt
Organism: Scatophagus argus
Lineage: Eukaryota; Metazoa; Chordata; Actinopteri; Scatophagidae
Product: alpha-2-macroglobulin-like
Exons: 36
Coding region: 18-4364 (1448 amino acids)
Cellular component (GO): extracellular region
Molecular function (GO): endopeptidase inhibitor activity
Source: RefSeq, a predicted model, not a curated record